Messenger RNA from Bactrocera oleae (olive fruit fly), 2555 nucleotides. RefSeq lists its product as uncharacterized. Gene Ontology annotation, molecular function: DNA binding. The record is from RefSeq and is a predicted model, not a curated record. Gene Ontology annotation, biological process: regulation of transcription by RNA polymerase II. Gene Ontology annotation, cellular component: transcription regulator complex; nucleus. NCBI's taxonomy places the organism in Eukaryota, Metazoa, Arthropoda, Insecta, Diptera, Tephritidae.
GAACGCGUUAGGCAAACCAAGUGAGUGUUUCGUAGUUUUUGCGCAAUUACACUUUUACACCCUGCAGAAAAGUAUAUUGUGUUCGAACGGUUUGUGGUUUGAUCCCGUAAUAAAUCAUGAGUGCGUGUAGUUAUAAAACUAGAAAUCAAAUGUAAAUAAAUGUAUACAUUUAUUUAUAUAUGGACUUAUCAACUUUGUUUUUGGUUGUUGAGAAAGCCAAUACCUAUAUACAUAUGUGUAUGAUAUUGUGGCCAUGCCACAUUAAGUGGCAUGUUACUUUUACGGGUGCUAUGUUUAUUAUAUGACAGAAAUCGCGUUGGGAACUUUUCAUACUACCAGAUAUACAUACAUACAUAGAUAUGUAUGUAUAUAUUUUCAAACUAAAUAAUUAUUGCAAUAUUAUAAAUAAAAUUAUGAAUUAAACUUGUCUUAAUAUGGAGUAAAUAUUUUUUAUCCGAAUGAUAGUUUGUUGCUCUUCAUAAGUGAAUAUCUUCCAUAAUCAAAUGAAAAACAGCGACGGAUGUCAAUAUACUUCAAUUAUGUAAUGUAUGGUGAAUUGGUUCGUAAAAAUUGGCAGAGCUUGCGUGACCAAUACCGUAGAGACGUGAAGAAACAAAUGGUAGAUGGGAUUGAACCAUCAUGGGUGUUUUUCGAUGACAUGGUUUUUAUUCGAAAAUUUUUGCGUACUCGGAAAUUCAAAGCAUGUCCAGAUUCAGAAGAAAACGAAAUUGUGAGAAGGCGUAGCCACGCAAGAUAUAUUAAAACAAGAUCAUAUUCGCAGGUCAUUCCUACAACAGACACGUUUAUGACCCAGAUUUUUCAUACAGCAAACGAUCAUUCAACUGCAGCUGUCAAUGAACAACAAGAGCAGCAAGAAAGUACUGUUUCACCUCCAUUAGUAAACUCGGCAAUCCGUCUUCAUAGGCCAAUUAAAAUGGAAGUGGAUAAUGAAUCUGUUGAAACAAUAAUAUACAAUGCUUCUAUGGAGCCACCGAAUGAAACUGUAAAUGGACCCUUAGUACAAAGAGAACAAAUUCCAAAAAAUCCGACCAAUAAUUUAAAAUAUGCGAAGACCGGAUCCAGAGUGCGUAGGAAAAGGCGUGCAGUGAGGAAAACCCAGAGAGCUCAAUUUUCCACACGAUGUAGAAGCAGAUCCAAUAUAAAUGAAAUAUGCACUGCGCCUCUUACCUCUAAAAUAUCUAAUAUAGGAAAAAAUGUGAGCUGUAUAAGUGACGUUCUCAUAGAACUAACAGAUUCACAGUUGGGAAAUGGAGCAGAAUCCACACCUGGAAAACAAUCACAACAAACCUCGCCUCUUAGUAAUGUUAACAAAUCUCCGACAAACAUUGAAAUACCGUCAAUUGAAAUUAAAGACGAAGUCGAAAUAUUAGAAGAUGAAAACAGCAAAGUUGCCGACACGGCUGCCACUUCGGAGAACUCCACAAAUAUAAUGGAACCAGAGUGUUCCAUAAAUAAUAAAAGUCCAACAGAAUUUACUAACGAUACAAGUAAAACUAAAGAAAUCGGAAAGGAACCCACUGAUAAAGAAGAUGACGAUUAUCAUUUCGUGAUUAGUCUCUUGCCAACAUUGCGGCGCAUUACUCAUGAUCGAAAACUAAAAACGCGGAUGGAAAUAAUGAAAGCUGUAAUGGCGGCGGCACAAAGCGAUAACAUAUGAAUAAGAUCUUUGAUAUACUUACUAUUAUUAUACUUUAAACAGGGUAUAUUAAGUUUGCCAUGAAGUUUGUAAUGCACAAAAGGACAUGUCUGAGACCCUAUAAAGUUAUAGUUUAGGAACCGCCGUUACGGGGCUACUAAAGCAUUUGCCUGCCAUUCAAACUGACCGAUUAAAAUCAAGAUAAAAAUUUAUAUAAAAGAUCUUUUAUUAAAUAACCUUCAUUCGACUUGAAGCUUGUUUAUAUCAAAAAACUUGGUUAGAAAAAACCAGCAAAAUGUUUUCCAGUAGGUGAAAACCGUUGGCCGUUUGCGUUUUGUGAUUUAAUUAUGCAUAAAGUUGCUAUACAAAAUGCACCUCAAAUAAAAAUAUUAGACUAAGCGUUAUGACAAUUAAACUUGUUUUUGAAAAGUUCUAAGUUAGUUGAUAAAAUUGUACUUAAGAGAAGCAGUACAAUGGAACAUAAGUACUAUUUGAACCUCGUUUAACUAUAGCUGCAAAUUUUAUUUAAGAUUUCUCUUGCAUUAAUUGUACUUUUAAAAUUAAGUUAUAACCGCUAGUCAAAUAUAUUCAUACGUACACACAUAUAUAUAUAAAGGCUACUGAUCAAAGGCAAUUGCGUAGCAGUUAGCCAUGGUUGAUGUAUUAUUUAUUAUUACCAUAUCUUGUUAUGUUACAAAGAAAUAUUAAAUUCACUAACUUCUGGGGACGGGCUUUUUUGGUAGUUUAAAUACAAUACAUUGAACUUGUUUAAAGAAAAAAAAAAUAUAUUUAAUUUUGUUAAGAAAUGUUUGAAAUUGAAUAAUUCAUCUAAGUAGAUCUCCCAACAUAUUGUUCUUUGAAAAAUAAAGUUUUGUACUCUCGCAACAUGUUGCUAAGC